UUGAUUAUAGGCACAUCGAAAGCCAUAUCCACUGGCCACAAAGCUGCAGAAGAAUUACUUAUUCAACUGAUUGAUAAUGGUCCACGUGAAUUUGAGUUUGAUAGGGCGCAACUUAUAGAAGUUUUACGUUUGGGAGCCGCUGUGUUUUUAUCGGAAGACACUUUGCUAGAGGUACCUGUUCCAUGUGUAAUUUAUGGCGAUACUCAUGGGCAAUAUUCAGACCUUUUACGGUGGUUCAACUUAAACGGUUGGCCACACGAGACAAGAUGCGUUUUCCUCGGAGACUUUGUCGACCGCGGUUCGCACGGAGUUGAGCUGUUCACGCUUAUUGUUUGCCUAAAGGUUUGAUG
This is a messenger RNA of Cylicostephanus goldi, 350 nucleotides long. NCBI's taxonomy places the organism in Eukaryota, Metazoa, Nematoda, Chromadorea, Rhabditida, Strongylidae. The record is from the annotation of a GenBank genome assembly.